AUGAAAGUUUUUUCUAAUGUAUCUGAUAUUGCAAACUCAACAAAAUUAGCUCAAGUUUGUCAAAAAAUAAUUAAUAUACAAUCCAAUAUUCCUCAACAUCCUCCAUUAGAGUAUACUCUUCGACCGAUAACAACACUUUGCCCAUCAUAUCCACCUGAGAAAUCUAAUUAUAUUCAAUUGAAUCAACCAACUAUGUAUCGAUAUUUAUAUGAAUUGUUUUACUUUCGAAAAAAAUUAAAAGUACCUGUCAAUCCGAUAACGGAAGAGUCAAUAUUAAAAUAUUUCAAAGAUGAAUAUGCAGAAAUUCAACAACAACCAACAAAUACAGAAGAAUUAUUUAAAACGAGAAUGAUUAGAAUGUUUGGAUGGAUUUCAAAAAUUCGUCGCGGAGAUAUAGAUCAGAAGACAAUAACCGAACCAUUAGUCGAAACUGAUGAUAAAAUAUUAUUGCAAAAGACUCGUGAUGCUGCUGAACUACUUGAUUUACUUAUCGAGAAAGUAGAACUAAUCGAUAGUUUAAAUGAACAAGAUAUCGUAUAUUGGAAUGUCAAAGAUAUUAUUGCAGAUGACGAUAUUAAUCAACAAAGAAUUGAGAAAAAACUAUUGACCAGAGGCAAGCAAAAACGUAUUUUUUGCUGUGAUGAUAAAGUAGAAAAACAACCUUCAACACUAUGGAAUAAUCUUCUUAAACAAUCAAUCGAUGAACAGAAAACUAACACUUUAGUUUAUGCUGAUUUUACAUUUUGUUCAUAUUAUUUACCACAAGCAAAAACUUUAUCAUUGGAAAGUAUCGUUAUACGACAAAAAAGUAUAUGGGAAGAUCAAACUUUCAGUGCUGUAGAAUCAUUAUACGAUAGAUUAACUCUGAAUGAAUCAAAACUAACGAGCGAUAGGUAUAUUAACAUACUUCUUUUAGGUGAAUGUGGUGUUGGAAAAUCAACAUUUAUCAAUGCCAUUAUGAACUAUUUUCAGUUUGAUACUAUCGAAAAAGCUCGGAAUGGUCAACCUAUAGCUUUAAUACCUGUUGCAUUUACUCUCACUGUUGGUGAUGAAUUUAAUGAACGUCAUAUUCAAUACGGAGAUCUAGAUCUCAAUGAAGAUCAUUUUCAUCCAGGACAAUCAUUUACUCAACAAUGUAGAUCAUAUAUUUUUCCUAUUGGUAAACGAACAAAAAUUCGAUUCAUUGAUACACCUGGAAUGGGUGAUACUCGUGGAUUUAAUCAAGAUGAUGUUAAUCUUCAACAUAUUCUAUCAUUUAUUACUAAUCUAUCACAUUUAAAUGCUGUUUGUAUUUUUCUCAAGCCAAAUGAAUCAAGAUUAAAUAUUGUAUUUCGUUCAUAUUUUACUCGAUUGGUAGGAUAUUUAGGUGAAAAUAUUCGUAAUAAUAUUAUCUUUUGUUUUACAAAUACACGCGCAACAUUUUUUGCACCUGGUAAUACUGGACCUGUAAUGAAAAAGAUGCUUGCAUCACAUCAUAUCAAGAAUAUUUCAUUGAAGAAAGCAAAUACAUUCUGUUUUGAUAAUGAAGCAUUGAGAUAUUUAAUUGGUCUUAAAAAAAAAGUUAAAUUUGAUGAUUAUCAAAGAGAAGAAUAUAAACGUAGUUGGAUGAAAUCAGUCGAUGAAACAGUUCGUCUUCUUGAUUAUAUAUCCAAUAAUCUUAAACCCUAUACAGAAAGUGAUUGGCAAUCUGCUGAACAUGCAUAUUAUCUAAUUAAUCAAAUGAUUCGUCCAACAUUAGAAACAAUAAGAAAUAAUAUACGAAAUGCUGUAUUAUUACAAAAAGAUCCAUCAAAAUCAUUAAUACAGUUACAUCCAAAACCGACUCCUAAAACUGCAACUAUUUGUCUACAAUGUGAACGUUUUCCUGUACUUCAUUGUGAAUUUUGGAUUUUAUUUGAUGUAUUACAUCGUCUUUCAGAGAAAUGUGAUACAUGUGAAUGUGAUAUUUCAAAACAUACAAAACUACGCUAUGUACUUGAAUAUAAAACUUGGGAUGAUAAGAAAAAACCAUCUUUUGAUGAAACAAAAGAUAGUUUGGAUGAACUUUGGCAAUCGACUAUAAAAUUUGCAGAAUUUUUCAGGUAUAUUGUACUUAUUCCGAAAACAUCAGAUCCAAUCCUUGAUGCUAUUAAUCGAAUAAUUGCUGAAGAAAAACGUAUUUGUUUGAAAAAUAAACAAAAUGGUACCAAUAUAUAUUUGUACAACCAACUCAAACAAUUUCGAGAAGAAUACGAAAAAGUUUGGUCUGAUUCAUUGUCAAGUCGAAAGCAUAUAACACUACCAGAAGUAUACAAACAAAUAAAAAAUAUUAGUAAAGAUAGUACGGUUAAUGAACAAAUGAGUGUUAUCAAACAAGCACAGGAACAAUAUAUAAAUGAAUCAGAAAAACAAGUAACAUUUUAA
Messenger RNA from Adineta steineri, 2403 nucleotides. The record is from the annotation of a GenBank genome assembly. NCBI's taxonomy places the organism in Eukaryota, Metazoa, Rotifera, Eurotatoria, Adinetida, Adinetidae.